Molecule: messenger RNA, 2126 nt
Organism: Cherax quadricarinatus
Lineage: Eukaryota; Metazoa; Arthropoda; Malacostraca; Decapoda; Parastacidae
Molecular function (GO): DNA-binding transcription factor activity
Source: RefSeq, a predicted model, not a curated record
UGGCUCGCUGCACAACGUUCAGACUCCCUUGUAUGUAAACAUCUCGCGCGGGAGAGUGACGCCUUUGCGAACUUCUUGAUGGGAUUUUCUGCCUCAAACAUCUGCAAUUAAUGCCUGUAAUAUGUCAACGUACCAAGUAAGGUCACUAGAGGAGGCAGACCAGAUAAUUCGGGAGCAUGAGAGGAAGACCAAGACCACAUACGCCCUCCUGAGGUCUACCAAGAAUUUCGGCUGCAUUGAUGUUCCAGCAUGUGCUAAUGACGAAAAUGAGGUCCGAUUUGAAACUGUGGGUGUCCCAUAUUGCGGUGUGCCUUUUUUUGUGGCAGGACUUAAAAUUCUUCAGUGCCAGUCAUAUAGAGGAAGAGGAGGCAGAAAGAAAAAGGAGAUAAAAAUUGAGCUGACUGGCUCAGGAGCAGGUGUGAUUGGCGAGGCUGGUGUGGGAGAUGCUGGAGGAGAUGAGGAAGACCCCUUGGAAACAAAGCCGAUGGUUAAGAAAAAGAAGAAAGCUGGCCGAGCCCAUAAGGUUGGGUGUACUGCCACCAUCAUCAUGAAGGAAGUCAUAUAUUACCCUGAGUUCCAGCUUUUUGAACAUUCAAAAAAUAAUCGCAUAGCUGUUGCACGGCAGCUCAAAGAUGCAUUGAAGUCAAAGGCUCCUGUGCAGAAGGAUCGCAUAAUUUAUGUGACAGUACCAGCAAUGUCUGACCAUUUUGGUCACUCUGUUGGACUGCCGGGAACAAAGAGGCUGUUUGUGAAAAAUGAUUUCUAUGGUCAUAAUGAACCAGGUUCAAGCAAGCGAGUCUAUUAUCCUGUCAAGCAAGAGAAACUAAAUGUGCCACAGUUGACUAAACGUAUGAAAGUAGACGAAGAUGACACUGAGGCUAGAGCCAAGGAAGUGCGCGAGAUGUUGCAAAGUAUCAUGGGACUUACUUACAAGCAACCUGGAACAACUGAAGCAUACUGUCAACUUUAUAAAGACUUGAUGCAAGCCAAGCUUAAGUAUCAGCAGACAAUGGACACAUUACUUGGAGGUGCCCAUGUUACACAAAUCCAUGUAGUAGAUGGAUUAGUAGGACAGAAUGGAGAUAACCAAGAAGUAGGUCAUGGUGAACGAAAUGAAGAUUCAUGGUCAGUAGCCAGAACAGAUGUAGUAGUGACUACUACUGCAGGACCUUCAGCCACUCUGCCUCCUGUCUCGUCCGUCACCACUACCACAACCAUCGCAGCUGCAGCUCAGGUUCAGCAGAACCCCACUGUGGCUACAACAGCCACCACAACUGCUGAUGGCAAUAAUCAGGAAACUAGUAUCUUCAUUGAGGCUAUGGAAGCUAUUCUUAAUUCACAGAUGUAAAAUUUGACUUGACAGAAUGUUUAUAACUAGAUUUUACACAUAUUCAUGAAUUAUGGGCAAAAUCACUAUAGGCUUUUGUCAUUUAUUACAGAAUUGGUGUUAAUUUAGCAUUGUCAUCAUCAUCAUUAACUAGAUUUCUUACUUUCAUAAGGUUGGAAGGCACUUGUCCAGAAAGGAUGAAAACUGUGUUUGGUAAAGAAGAUAAAGAUAUUCAUAUUAACCAGUCUUAAAUGUUCCUCACAUAUUUUCUUCAUUAACUGUCUUUCUGUAAAUAUGUAUCUAAUCUACACAUUUUAUUAUUAUUAUCACACUGGCCGAUUCCCACCAAGGCAGGGUGGCCCGAAAAAGAAAAACUUUCACCAUCAUUCACUCCAUCACUGUCUUGCCAGAAGGGUGCUUUACACUACAGUUUUUAAACUGCAACAUUAACACCCCUCCUUCAGAGUGCAGGCACUGUACUUCCCAUCUCCAGGACUCAAGUCCGGCCUGCCGGUUUCCCUGAACCCCUUCAUAAAUGUUACUUUGCUCACACUCCAACAGCACGUCAAGUAUUAAAAACCAUUUGUCUCCAUUCACUCCUAUCAAACAUGCUCACGCACGCCUGCUGGAAGUCCAAGCCCCUCGCACACAAAACCUCCUUUACCCCCUCCCUCCAACCUUUCCUAGGCCGACCCUACCCCGCCUUCCUUCCACCACAGACUGAUACACUCUUGAAGUCAUUCUGUUUCGCUCCAUUCUCUCUACAUGUCCGAACCACCUCAACAACCCUUCCUCAGCC